UUUUUUUUCUAAAAAUAAUAUGGAAUGUUACGUUUUAAUUCUCUCCCACUUUUUCCAUUUAGAUCGUAUUGUAUUGUGAUCGUUGGUGUUCUUCAAUCGAAUCUAAACCUUUGGCUCAUACAUCCGCAUCUUCUUCUUGAUUAAUUAUCUAAUCAAAAUCCUAUAUUGUUCGUCACAAUGAAAAUCCUGCAGAUUGAGUUUGAAAGGUGAUUCCCUUCUCGAAAAAGUAAAAAACGCUAUCAUGGAAACCAAAACUUGUGAAGAAUGCGUUGACGAUUGUACGCUAUUUUGGAUUUAAGUUACCUACUACAAAACGCCUCUUCUCAAUCAUGUCUGAGCCAUGGAUACUCUCUGCAAAGUUACUGUUUGCGAUAAUAUUAAUGCAUACAUGUCUCAAGGGCGUUGAAUCCAGGCCAACCGCCGAUGAGGUAGUGGAAUUACCAGGCCAACCGCCGGUUACAUUCAAACAAUAUGCAGGCUACAUCUCCCUUGAUGACGCCAAACCGAGAUCUCUGUUUUACUAUUUUGUUGAAGCUGAAUCCGACUCAUCUUCCAAACCGCUUGUGCUUUGGUUGAAUGGAGGACCUGGUUGUUCGUCUGUGGGAGAAGGGGCUUUUGUUGAGCAUGGUCCUUUUAAACCAAGUGGCAAUGUUUUGGUUAAAAAUGAGUGUAGCUGGAAUAAAGAGGCAAAUAUGUUGUACUUGGAUACACCAGCAGGAGUGGGAUUCUCUUAUUCUGAUGAAAAGUCGUUUUAUCAAUCAGUGAAUGAUGCCAUUACAGCUGGCGACAAUCUUGCUUUUCUUGAGAAAUGGUUUGAAAAUUUUCCAGAGUACAAGAAUAGAGACUUUUAUAUCACAGGCGAAAGUUAUGCAGGACACUAUAUUCCUACACUCGCAAAUCUCAUAGUUGAAUCAAAAUCCAAGAUCAAUUUCAAGGGAAUUGCAAUCGGCAAUCCACUAUUGAAUAUUGAUACGGAUUUUAAUUUAAAGGGGGAGUAUCUUUGGUCUCAUGGUUUGAUAUCAGAUGAUACAUACGAAUUACUCAAUAAAGAGUGCAACUACUCAACCAUAAGAAGACAAACCGAAUCCAAUACUCUCACCCCUAAAUGCACUCUUGUUGCAAAUCAAGCUACAAGGGAGAUUGGUCAAUCCAUUAACGCUUAUGACAUCACCCUCAACAUUUGUUUGUCAAAUGUUUUCUCACAAUCACAAGUUCUCGAUAACACUCAAGGUACGGAAACGAAGGUGGAUGUUUGUGUGGAGGAUGAAACAACGGAGUACUUGAACCGGAAAGAUGUGCAAACCGCUUUACAUGCUCGGCUUGUGGAUGGUAACCCGUGGGCCGCAUGUACAGACAAUUUGAAUUAUGAUAUGAGCGAUUUGGAUGUGCCAAUGGCUCCUUUGUUGGCUUCACUUAUCAAGUCUGGGAUUAGGGUUUUUAUUUACAGUGGCGAUCAAGAUUCGGUCCUACCUUUAACUGGGACACGAAUUGUGAUCAAUGGCAUGGCUAAGGAAUUAGGGUUGAAGACAACUAUUCCAUACAGGUCUUGGUUCAAUGGCAACCAGGUUGGGGGAUGGACACAAGGAUAUGGUGAUUUUUUAUCUUAUGCAACCAUUAGAGGAGCAGCACAUGAAGCUCCAUUUUCUCAACCGGAGCGAUCGCUUGCCUUAUUCAAAGCGUUUCUGGAUGGAAAACCUUUGCCACAGGCAGAUGAAAUCAGUGAAAAGAAUGAUCAAACAUAUGCGGUAUUCCGUGUUGAAUUACACUAAUGAAAACCGCUUUCACGUGUCUCUUGGCCAUUUUGAUUAUAAUCAAUAAAUUCAGUUUUAAUUGGUUUGUUGUCGUGCGUCUUUAAUGAGCCUCAAUGGAAGUUUGUUUCAGCAAUUCAUGAACCUUACGUUCUUUUUGGAUUUAAGCUGACAUGAACAUGGUUUUUAAGAUCUAAAUCUUGAUCUUAAUAAGGUAAACCACACCAUUUGGUUGAACCACACGAAACUCAGAGAUCUUGAUCAAACUAGCUAGGACCAAUUCUGAAGCAAUUUUGUAUUGGGCCACAGAAUCAUGAUUAUGAUCCUAAGAUCUUAUCGUGAUCUAAUUAAUCUUGCCUCUUUAGUUUUUAUUCGAUAACCAAGUUUUUAGUAUUCUAAAUCCUAGGAAUUCUUCAACCUGCAAAAAAUUCCCAUGUAGAACCUGUUGUCCAUUCAACUUGAAAUCAAGCCUCAAAAAUCUGUUCGUGUAGCUCGCAAUUGAGCAUUGCAAUCGAAAGAAGCCUCGUAAAGCUUUACAAAUCCAUCCAUUCACCUCGAAUUAAGCACAAAAUCAUGUGUCCCUUGGUGAUAUGGUGCCUUUAU
Messenger RNA from Lactuca saligna, 2351 nucleotides. The record is from the annotation of a GenBank genome assembly. Lineage: Eukaryota; Viridiplantae; Streptophyta; Magnoliopsida; Asterales; Asteraceae.